Coregonus sp. 'balchen' is the source of this 4340-nucleotide messenger RNA. The record is from the annotation of a GenBank genome assembly. NCBI's taxonomy places the organism in Eukaryota, Metazoa, Chordata, Actinopteri, Salmoniformes, Salmonidae.
AUGUCAGAUUACGACGACACCAACAACAAGAACAACACUAACAACAACAGCAGCAGAAACAUAAACCUUGAGCCCCUUCAGCCUGUCUGUCUCUGUCUGUCUGUCUGCCUGUCUGUCUGCCUGUCUGCCUGUCUGUCUGUCUGUCUGUCUGUCUGUCUGUCUGUCUGUCUGUCUGUCUGUCUGUCUUUGUGUCUGUCCAUCUGUCUGUCUUUCUGUCUGUCUUUCUGUCUGUCUCUGUCUGCCUGCCUGCCUGUCUGCCUGUCUGUCUGUCUGUCUGUCUGUCUGUCUGUCUGUCUGUCUGUCUGUCUGUCUGUCUGUCUGUCUGUCUGUCUGUCUGUCUGUCUGUCUUUCUGUCUGUCUCUGUCUGCCUGUCUGUCUGUCUGCCUGCCUGCCUAUCUGUAUGCCUGUCUGUGUCUUUCUGCCUGCCUGCCUGCCUAUCUGUAUGCCUGUCUCUGUCUGUCUGUCUGCCUGCCUGUCUGUCUGCUUGUCUGCCUGUCUGUCUGUCUGUCUGUCUGUCUGUCUGUGUGUCUGUCCAUCUGUCUGUCUUUCUGUCUGUCUUUCUGUCUGUCUCUGUCUGUCUGCCUGCCUGUCUGUAUGACUGUCUGUCUGUCUGUCUGUCUGUCUGUCUUUCUGUCUGUCUGUCUGUCUGUCUGUCUGUCUGUCUGUCUGUCUGUGUCUUUCUGCCUGCCUGCCUGCCUAUCUUUAUGCCUGUCUGUGUCUGUCUGCCUGCCUGCCUAUCUGUAUGUCUGUCUGUCUGUCUGUCUGUCUGCCUGUCUCUCUGUCUACCUUUCUGUCUGCCUGUCCAUCUGCCUGCCUGUCUGUCUGCCUGUCUCAUUUUAUGACGUCCCUCCCUGACCUCAUUGAGUCAAGUGCUUAGGGAAUGUUCUACAUGUAGGCCUGUUGGCAGAAGGACAAAUACACUUUGGCAUUGCAGCUAGUCAGUAAAACCUUUAAAAAGGAAGCAGUUUGUACUUAAUCAUAAUUCAGAUCAAAACAAACAUUGUGUUUGUUAACCAGUCAGAUGGGAAUUGGAUCAUGGUAGAUCUGCCGGUGUACACCAAUUUAGUCCCCAUUAUCGUCAAGGCAAGGCCAGGGAAAAUAGAGGUCAUCCCAUUCUCAACUAACCCAGUGCCAGCCAGCGUAGAGCACAUAUCUGCCAAUAAUGUUGUAUUACUGUAGUCAGGACAUUUGAUGUGGUGGAAAUUGGCAAACGUAUCCUCACCUAGAGGUGGACUAUACCAGACUACCGUGUAUGAUUCAGACUGUUCAAUAGUAGGGUUCCAUUCCCUCAGUAUACUGUAGUGUUCUGACUAGAAUGACACAAUCACAGAGCCAACCAUUUUAUUGGUCAUACCUGACCAGUGAGGGCCCACUAAAUAGGACUGGACGCUAGCUGUGAGAUGAGUCAAAUCAAAUCAAAUUCAUUGCAAAUGUAACUUAAGUUUGAGAUUAGUUUUAUACAUGAUUAACAAAUGCUGGCCACCAGUAAUGGAAAUAUAAUAAUGUAAUAAGAUAUUAUAAAGUAAUAUAAUAAUAGUAAUUGACAUAUCUAGAUAUAGAUGAAGAAUAUCCACUGCAUACAUUCAUGUACAAUUUGUGUCAUGGCAUUAUUCCUAAUCCUGGGAGGUUUAGGGUUCAUUGAGAUUAUGAAUAAUGUAAAAAGGUAAUCAUUAAUAUUAAUGGACUACAUUCUUCUGUCAGGAUAAAAGCUUUCAGAUUAUAUUCUAUACUGGAAUAAUGUGUUUAUAUGUCGUUUGGACAGCUGCCAAAGAGUUGCAGUUGAAAAAUCUGUUUUGUUAUAGUAUUGAUUUAGCAAGACAGAUUGAGUUUUGAAUGACUAAUUAUGCUUUAAAAUCGAAUGUAAGAUGCAAAAUAGUAGAUAGCGACAGUAGAUGUGUAAUUAAUUCUAUGUGAGCCUAAAAGCCCUUUAAGCAGCCAUUUCACAUGUUUAGGGUUUGUGAUAAGCGAAUGUAAUUUAACAAACCGUCAGACAGAACCAAGAAUGUGUCCUCACAUUAACACACAAGUCAACAGUCAUUUAGCCUCUGUGCUCCCAUCUUUACAUUUACAUUUUAGUCAUUUAGCAGACGCUCUUAUCCAGAGGGACUUACAGUUAGUGAGUGCAUACAUUUUUCACACUGGCCCCCUGUGGGAAUCAAACCCACAACCCUGGCGUUGCAAGCGCCAUGCUCUACCAACUGAGCUACAGGAGGCUACAAAUCACCUGAUCUCUGCUAAUCAGCACGCAGCUGUAAUUACCCUAGCCUAGCAUCCUGCCGACGCGGUGUGAUGGCCGAUAGGGAGGGAGGCCGUUGGAAACAGGGAAAUGGUUUUAUGGUGCAAUAUGAUUCAUUGUGAAACUGAAGAUGAAAAUAGCACUUCAGUCACUUGAUUUGACACUGUGGUAAAACAGAGUUUUUCUGUACUACCACCAAAUGUAUAUUAUCAUCGAGUUUUGGUGUGUGCACGCGUUCUUUCACUCCUCUUUCACAAGUCUUCAGAUGACAAAAUCAUUCUUACUUCUUUCAGCUGUCCUUUACCUACAUUUGCAUAAUUGUAAUGAACCGGUGCUCCAAAGUAGCCAAUCAUAUAUUCAGGAGUAACAGGGUCUGAUCUACCAGGGAAAUACACAUUUGAAGCACCAAAUUUCAACAUCAAGACGUAUGAAUCACUCUAUUGAAAGUAAUGUAUACUGACAUAUUGGAUUACGUCGUUUUUAGGGACGUGGUUUGUGAUGGGAAUAAAUUAGCGAUGCUCAAAACAGUUUCACACUUCUCCAUUGCACUCAUUUCCACACCAAGCAAUUUUUUUCUAGCCUCUGUCUGCAUCAACUGCAUUUUGUGACAAAUAUGGGUGCUGAGUUGUGAAAAAUUCAAUUAGUGAAGGUUUUUAUUGAAUCUGUUUGUCUCCACUGGGCUUAAUCUGGCAGCCAAUGAACACAUUUUGAGCUUUCUCUGUCUACCUCACUACUCAGAUGGAAACUUCUAGAGCUAAUUAUGAUGAGUUAUUAACAUGCCGGGACAAUACCAGUAUCGCGAUACUCGUUAGUAUCGUGGCAAGGAAACAAAACACGAAGCGUAUUUACCUUCUUUAGGAAAACAGCCCUAAUGUUCGAAACAAACAUCAAUAUGUUGUCAUCCAGAUUCACAUGUAUUUAUUUUCCAAGCUAUAGCUCACAAUAUUUGGUCACACUUUAUUUCGAUAGUCGGGACAGAUACUAUACUCUCUACAGAUACUAUCAACAAACUAUGUGUUGUAAAGCAACUGCUUGCUAAAGUUAGGGUUUGGGUUAGGUUUAGGGUUAGGAUAAGGGUUAAGGUCAGGGUUAGAGCUAGGGAUAGGGAUAGUCUGUAGAGCAUCUACAGAUGGACUAUCCAAAUACAGCAGGUUAUUAAAGGACCAAAUAGUUUGGUCUGCUUCGUGCUGUAAUUGUUAUCAUGCAAAAAAUAGUGUGAUACUGGUUUCGUCAAAACCCUAAUGCAUAUUCACUUGUUUUCUCUCACCUUGUCACCAGACAAGUGAUGGUUAAAAAUGUAUUGUGAUCGAAGUUAUUUUGGUUGUUAGUUGUCGAGUGCUCUUUUGAACAUACACUGAUUUUAUGGUGUCAAACCUUGCUUCGAGACCUUCGCUUUGACAAGAGACCUGACAUUGUCGGCAGCUAUUAAAUUGACCGGAGUGUUUGUCAUCUUUCAUUACCAGGUCACGAUCCUGAUAGUCCUGGCCUUGGCGUUCCUGGCCUGCAUAGUGUUCCUGGUGGUGUACAAGGCCUUCACCUACGAACACAGCUGCCCAGACGGAUUCAUAUACAAGGUGAGUGGGCCCUCUUAUGUGUGUAGCAAAUGGCACCCUAUUACCUAUGGGCUCUGGUCAAAAGUAGUGCACUGUAUAGGGAAUAGGGUGCUAUUUGUGACAAAGCCUUAAAACUACACUGGCUAAUCGUCUGUACAGUCACAUUUGGAGGUUGUUGCUGUGGACUACAUGUUCGCUGAAGUAAAUCUAAUUUUAGACACAGCCACUGUGCUUUCCAGAGCAAAAAAUAACCUCUUCACCAGAAAAAGCCCUUAGUGUUGUGCAGCAGUCUGUACGUGAGUAGAGUAUGUUAUUGAACCCCCCCCCCCCCCCCUCUCUCUCUCUCUCUCCCCCUGCAGCAUAAGCGAUGCAUCCCUGCCUCUCUGGAGGCCUACUACACGGCUCAGGAUGCCAACUCCCGAGGGCGCUUCUAUACGGUGAUCAGCCACUACAGCAUGGCCAAGCAGACCACCUCCCGCUCCGUCUCUCCCUGGCUUCCCGCUGGCGCUGCUCCGCACGACCCCAAGCCGCCCAACACGGACGGGCACUGA